AUGUCUCGCACGACGCCGUCGAGCCCUCUCUCGCGCGCGACGCCGCCGCGCUCACCCACGGCCGGCGGGACACCGAGCCGCCUGGCCGUCGCGCCGCCCUCGCCGUCCACCCCGCAGUGCGCGAUCCCGGCCUCGCCGCACACUCCAGGGAGGGCGAGGGCCGCCGGUGGCGCGCCGGCCACGCCGCGCCCGGAGAUCACGCUCCGGCCGCCGGCGUCCCAGGCGCAGCAGAAGCGCGCGCCCUCCGCCGCGGCUCGGAAGCCGUCGCGGACGCUCCGGGCCAUCCGCGCGCUGCUCCGGUCGCUCCCGUUCGUCGCGCCCGCGGCGUGCCGGCCGGCAUCCGCGCUCCCGCGGCGGUACAACAAGCCGCACGACGGGCACGCCGGCGGCGGGACGCGCGUGACGGGGACGUUCUACGGCCACCGGCGCGCGCGCAUAGCCCUCGCUGUCCAGGAGCGCCCCGGCAGCCUCCCGUCCCUCGUGCUCGAGCUCGGCGUGCCGACGGCGAAGCUCAUGCAGGAGAUCUCCACGGGCGGGCACGUCCGCAUCGCCCUCGAGUGCGAGAAGAAGCCCAAGAAGUCGUCGCCGCCGGAGCAGGCCAACGCGAGCCUCCUGGAGGAGCCCAUGUGGACGGCGUUCGUGAACGGGCGGCGCGUGGGGUACGCGGUGAGGCGGGAGGCCUCGGAGGGCGACCUCGCCGUGAUGCAGCUGCUGAGCACGGUGUCCGUCGGCGCCGGCGUGCUGCCGGGGGACGUGCUGGUGGAGCCGGCCGGGGCGGACGGGGACGGCGAGGUGACGUACAUGCGCGCGGGGUUCGACAGGGUCGCCGGGAGCAAGGACUCGGAGUCGUUUUACAUGGUCAACCCCGACGGGGUCGCCGGCGCCGGCGCCGGCGGCGGGACGGAGCUGAGCAUAUUCUUCGUCAGAGUGUAGCGCGGGUGAUCGAUCAUUCGGCGGGAAUAUUAAUUGCAACACAAACGUUUGAUCACAAAGUGUUUUAACCGCGAAUGUAUUAGAACUGUUAUUGUGUUCUGGAGUCGCGGUGCCACAAUCAUUAGUGUGUUUCAUUGUCUUCCGAUUGGAAAUGUACGGACGAGUUCAGGUUUCCAACAAUAGUAACAAC
Molecule: messenger RNA, 1123 nt
Organism: Oryza brachyantha (malo sina)
Lineage: Eukaryota; Viridiplantae; Streptophyta; Magnoliopsida; Poales; Poaceae
Product: protein MIZU-KUSSEI 1-like
Exons: 1
Coding region: 1-933 (310 amino acids)
Biological process (GO): hydrotropism
Source: RefSeq, a predicted model, not a curated record